Molecule: messenger RNA, 5074 nt
Organism: Paramormyrops kingsleyae
Lineage: Eukaryota; Metazoa; Chordata; Actinopteri; Osteoglossiformes; Mormyridae
Gene: nacc1b
Product: nucleus accumbens associated 1, BEN and BTB (POZ) domain containing b
Biological process (GO): regulation of transcription by RNA polymerase II
Molecular function (GO): protein binding; DNA-binding transcription factor activity, RNA polymerase II-specific; RNA polymerase II cis-regulatory region sequence-specific DNA binding
Source: RefSeq, a predicted model, not a curated record
UUAGGGUUUCUCAGAUUUCGGCUUCUCCAGGCGAGAUGCGGUCAGGCGACCCCAAACAUCGGAGUACAGUUAGAGUACCCCAUGUCUGUAGGCCCGAUGAUGUAACUCAAGCCGACGGCGCAUUGGCACGGACGGGGCGACGGCGGUGCAUGUGCGCUCCCCAAUUAUUUAUUUAUUCCCUGGCGUGUAUUAUAUAUUUAUGGAUAACACAAUCUCUUGCGAGUAGUGGCGGGGAUCGGUCUACGAAAAUCGUAUGCGAGUGUAUUUCUUUUCAUGACCUGUGGUGCUGGCUGUAGCACCAUGGCUCAGACGCUGCAGAUGGCCAUCCCCAACUUUGGCAACAACGUCCUGGAGUGCCUGAACGAGCAGCGGCUGCAGGGGCUCUACUGCGACGUGUCGGUGGUGGUGAAGGGCCACGCCUUCAAGGCCCACCGCGCCGUCUUGGCCGCCAGCAGCUCCUACUUCCGCGACCUCUUCAACACGGGCAGCAAGAGCGCGGUGGUGGAGCUGCCGUCGGCCGUCCAGCCGCAGAGCUUCGAGCAGAUCCUGUCCUUCUGCUACACGGGCCGGCUCAGCAUGAACGUGGGCGACCAGUUUCUGCUCAUGUACACCGCCGGCUUCCUGCAGAUCCAGCAGAUCAUGGAGAAGGGCACCGAGUUCUUCCUGAAGGUCAGCUCUCCCUCCUGCGACUCCCAGGGCCUGCAGGCCGAGGAGGCGCCACCCUCGGAACCCCAGAGCCCGGUCACCCAGACCUCCGUGGGGGGCGCUGCGGUCGCCGCUGGGGGAGUCAACGGAGGCGUGGCCUCCACGGGGGCCGGCCGCCCCGCCUCCUGCCUUACCCCUCUGCCCUUGGUGUCCCGAGUGAAGAUGGAGCAACAAGACACCUCACCCUACUCUGUGGUCUGCACACCGGUGGCGAAGCGCCUCUGGGAGGGGGGCAACCGGGAGGCGGGCGGAGUCUCCGGAGGCGGGGGCGGGAUGCGCAAGGCCGCCCGUCUGUCCCAGGAGGUGGGCCGGGGUGCAGUGGCUCCUCCCCUGGGUGGAGCUGGAUGCCCUAGCAACAGCAACAACAACAAUAACAACAGUGCCACCCCCGAGGGCACCAGCCCUGGCACUCUCAGCGCGUAUGCCAGUGACUCCCCGAACUCCUACCAUGACGACGAGGAGGAGGACGAGGCAGCGGAGGAUGGCACUGAGGAGCAGUACCGGCAGAUCUGCAACAUGUACACCAUGUACAGCAUGCUCAAUGUGGGGGCUGCAGCCGGGGACCGCGUGGACGCGCUGCCCGAUCACCUGACCUCCGACACCAGGAACCGGAUGCGCGUGCGGCAGGAUCUCGCCUCCCUGCCUGCGGAGCUGAUCACCCAGAUCGGCAACCGCUGCCAUGCCAAGCUGUACGAGGAGGGCGACCCGGCCGAGAAGCUGGAGCUGGUCACAGGCACCAGCGUCUUCAUUACUCGGGCCCAGCUGAUGAACUGUCACGUAAGUGCCGGGACCAGACACAAAGUGCUCCUGAGGAGGCUGCUGGCCUCCUUCUUUGACCGGAACACUCUGGCCAACAGCUGCGGGACGGGCAUCCGCUCCUCCACCAACGACCCCAGCCGCAAGCCGCUGGACAGCAGGGUGCUACACGCCGUCAAGUUCUACUGCCAGAACUUUGCCCCGAGCUUCAAGGAGAGCGAGAUGAACGCCAUCGCGGCCGACAUGUGCACCAACGCCCGGCGCGUCGUCCGCAAGAGCUGGAUCCCCAAGCUGAAGCUGCUGAUGGCCGAGGGCGACGCCUACUCCGGCUUCCUGCCCGACGGCGUCAAGAUGGAGGCCGACGGGCUGGGCACCGAGCAUGCCUUCGAGACGGCCGCCCUGGACGCGGGGGCCCCGGGUGACGGGGGCGCCUCCGAGGGCCUGCCAGGGGUGGGGGGUGACGGUGGGGCGAGCACUUUAUUUUAGUAAGUGACCCCAGUUCCCAUCCACCACCCGCACCUCAAACCACGUCCUGGCUCCAAAGUUCGUUUUAUUUCCCCGUACUGGGUUUUGCUGCCCCCUGGGGGUGGGGGGAGGAGGGUAGAUGUGGGGUGGAGUCUCACGGCAAGGGAUGGGGAUGUGGGGGGGGGGGGGAUAUGGAGAGGGGGUUUCUGAGGGAACGAGAGAAUAAGCCCCCUGUUUAACUGUUAGAGUGGUUAAUAACGCCCCCCCCACCUCCUUCAGACAGCAGUCCCGUAUCAUUGCCUCGCCCCCACGUUAAGAGAACAUUCCCGGGGGGGGCACAGCGGGGCGGAAGGGAGCUUAGCCAACCUGCUAAAACUGUCCCAAAUUUGAAUGUACUUAUCAGAAAUUUGGAUGGUACAGAUUCGACCCCCCCGUGACACAGGUGGAUUAAUGUCUUGCCAAAUCAGAAGAGGCUCCCAGAUGGAAUCUCCCCCCCCGCCCCUCCCCCACGUCUUCCCCCGAACCCUCGGCAUCGCCUAUGUCCUAGAAAACCUCACCGUUUCUCUUUCGUUUUCUUCCAUAUUUUUUUUUUCCAUGUCUUUCUGCUUUUUUCUGUUUGUCUAACAUGCCAAGGACCCCGGGACAGAGGGACUGGUCACUGAAGAUUGUGAAGGAGCAGGUGCUGCAUGGCUGUCCCGCUUUUAAAUGGAUUUAUCCAUGCGCAUAGGCGUCUUAUGUGUAUAGAGGGUUAGAGAGGGAUUGUUUUAAAAUCUCGCGUUUCAGACUGACUUAUUUGUGAAGAAAAUUCCCGUUAAAAGUUUAAAGCGAAUGAUUUUUCUUUUUUUCCUUUUUGCAUCUUAUCCAAAUAUGAUUCCAUUUUUGUUAUGUCUGGGUUUUAAUAAUGUUGGGUGUUUCUGUGUGCGUGCAUGUGAGAGAGAGAGAGAGAGAGAGAGACUGCAGCUUGCUUUACUGUUCUCUGACUUGGGAGUUUUUGUUUUUUGUUGGGAGGGUGUCUCUCCAUUUCAUUUUUAUUGAGGCUCAUAAAUUGCUACAGACUUCUCGCCCAGGGAUUUGCGGCCCUCAUUGGGCAGCCAUGGCUCUGCUCCUCAUUGUGCUAUUCUGGGAAGCCCUGAAACCCCCAGAGCACAACGCACCCACCCCACACCCUUGUUUCCUCAUUGGUCCAUUCAGCUGCCUGUCUCGUUAAAUGUGUCAGGCCCUUCUUAUUGGUCACACCUCCAACAUGCUUCUAACCCAUUGGUCAGCUCCUGCUGCCAGACUGACUAGCCCUUCCAAUCAGAUUCUUUUCCCAGGAUGAUGAAGCUGGUACCAGGGGAAAGCUUUUUAAUUGGAAGGCUGGUGUUUCCAGAUCGCACUGUCCCUGAAGAAGCCCAAAUUUGCAUAAAGAGCCUUUGAUCCUUGGUCAACGCUGCCUUCAGGUUCGUGAUUUUUAAGAGCGACCACUGAAAGCAAGCCGUUUUCAUCGUGAUUGGGGAAAUCUGUCUCUCAUAUUCUGGGUUUGUCACACUGGAGAGGGCCGGUUUGGAACAUGAUCAGGGAAGAGCGGACGGCCAGUGGAGGGUCGGUCCGAGGAAGGGAGCUGUCUGUCAGCCCCAUGUGAUGAGUUACUGGGUCAGCACUAGUCUGCUCGUUACUGCCACCCAAAGGCGAGAGGCUGAUCUGCGGUGGCAUGGAGAAAGUCAAAGGGCACAUUUUUGGUAGUGUAUUAUAUACAAAGUUCUUGUGUGUGUGUGUAUAUAUAUAUAUAUAUAUAUUUAAAAAAAAAACUUCGUAAGCAUCAUCCCUCCCUCAAAGCUGGUCAACCCAAAGUGCCCCCCCCCCCACCCCCAGAGAGUGCUGUGGAAAGAGUUCUUCCCAGUUUCAUGGCUUUCCAGACUGUUUUGGUGGUGGCGAGAAAUUUGCACAUUUAUGAAACGUUUCAGCAUUGCCUUAAAUACGGAGAUGGAUCCUGGGAAGUUGGGGGAGGGGGGCAGUGGGCAGAGAGAAGGAUGGCUCCUGUAAUCACCCCCCACUUGUGCUGACCCUCGGGGCCCUGCACCGACGUGUCUAUGCGCGCCCGAGACGGGCAGAGGGGUUUAGGCGAGACGCAUGUUGGCGUGAUUACGGCUGGGUGGUGUGUUUACGCUGGGAUCCGGGGCUUGUGUUUGUUUUGCGUGUGACUCAUCACCAGAAGUGGCUGGAGACGGCACAGACAUGGGGGAGGUGUUUUUUGGGGGGAGUGGUCGUCUGUGAUUCAGUGAGGAGACAUUCUCCACACAAACACCAGAACGACAGCGGGCAUUCGGGCGUCAGACCGUAACGCCAUGACUGAACAGAACCUUGAGCGGCGUUCGGGCCUGCUGAUUGGUUCUGUUCAUGUCAGUCUCUCUCUCUGACCUAAUUAAAGCAAGUAGUGUGUGUGUGUGUGUGUGUGUGUGUGUGUGUUUGUGUGUGUGUGUCUGUACGUGCACAUGCGCGUUUCGGAACAGACUGUGUUUUUUUCGCGUGUGGCCUCCUCUGGGACGCUGACUGUUUGUUUCUUCUGCACCUUUUCCGUCAAACGAGUGGACGAUGGUGCACGCCGCAGUCAGCUUCAAGACGUAUGUCGAAAAGGAAUGAACGUCCCAGAUGUACAUAUCGAUCGGAUUGAUUUUUUUUUUUAAUUAUGGGGGAGGGCUUGUUAAUGAAUGGGAUGAGAACGGGAUUAUGGGCGGGGCUCUUCGUGAAUGGGAGGGCUGGGGUUUGAGGGAUCGAUUAGCUCCUGAUUUUGAAGGGACUGUUCUGUAUGUUCGAGACCAGAUGCUGACCGUCGUCCAAUAGGAGAAGGCGGAGUUCUGACGUUUCCAAACCCAGAAGGGACGUGAUCGGGACCAAAAGAAAGAUGGCUGCUGCAGCCUCUGACCCCCCAAAGAUGACUGUUUGGGUUUGGGUGGGGUGGGGGAGGGGUCUCAUUCGUCUGAAUAGACUGCCAGGUCUUGUUGUGUUGUGUUUAGUGCUGCGAAUUUCCAGUGAAGCUGCGAAUUUCCAGAUGGGGAAUUAGUGAAGGGAUUGUGUCCGUAAGACGUUUCACGUGUUUGUUUUUGUGUGAGCUCCUCUUCACUGACAUAUGAUGGCUUGAUCCACGCCUGCUACUGAUAUGGGGUGGGGG